Molecule: messenger RNA, 2243 nt
Organism: Annulohypoxylon truncatum
Lineage: Eukaryota; Fungi; Ascomycota; Sordariomycetes; Xylariales; Hypoxylaceae
Product: glycosyltransferase family 57 protein
Exons: 2
Coding region: 227-1990 (587 amino acids)
Biological process (GO): protein N-linked glycosylation
Cellular component (GO): endoplasmic reticulum membrane
Molecular function (GO): dolichyl pyrophosphate Man9GlcNAc2 alpha-1,3-glucosyltransferase activity
Source: RefSeq, a predicted model, not a curated record
AGGCAACCCCUGCCUUGAAUUCAUGACAAGCACCUAAGAAAACAACCCCUGUCUAAAAAAGUACUCAGGUACGAACUUAUGAAGGUCAAUUAAUGUGGACUACACCAAAUUCAGCUUGACCUCGACAACAUUCAAUGCCACCUGGUCAGAUUUAAGAGAGAGCUUGUUUAAGUGACCAAAUGACUUCAGCAGUGACACAGCACAUAAUAAUUCGACGGUGAGGACCAUGGUUUCCGCUUCACCAUCGCCGCACAAGCCGCGGCGCAAGAAUAAGAAGACGGCGCAUUUCGACAAUUCCGUUAAUGUCAAAACCGAAGCUCUCAUCCGAACUCCCUCCUUUCCUCUAGCGGCUUUCCUCUGGCCUGCUCGAAGCUCUCUUUCACAAUGGGAGGUUCUGCCCCUCAUACUUAUGGUCGUUGGACUGUUUAGAUGGGCUGCCGGGCUAUGGGGAUAUUCAGGCUUCCAGAAACCGCCGAUGUUUGGAGACUACGAAGCGCAGAGGCAUUGGAUGGAGAUCACUACACACCUACCAAUAUCACAAUGGUAUUUUCACGACCUGCAAUGGUGGGGCCUCGAUUACCCUCCCUUGACAGCAUACCACAGCUUGCUACUCGGCAAAGUCGGUUCUCUCAUUAAUCCUUCGUGGUUCGCACUCUACACCUCUCGAGGUCUGCAGGAUCCGACGCUCAAGGUGUUCAUGAGAGCUACCGUCAUUGUAUCCGAAUACCUUAUUUAUAUACCUGCUGCGGUCAUAUUCGUUAGGAGAUAUAGCAGACUCUUUGGAGUUGCUCAAUGGACAGCUUCAGUAGCUCUUGUCGCUAUACUCAUGCAGCCGGCUACUAUACUUAUCGACCACGUUCACUUCCAAUACAAUACUGUGAUGCUUGGGUUCGUCUUGGCGAGCAUGUCAAGCAUGGUGGCAGGCCGAUACAUGUGGGCGUCUAUUUUCUUCGUCGCAGCUCUAGGCUUCAAGCAAAUGGCGCUGUAUUAUGCGCCAGCUGUAUUCGCUUUCCUAUUAGGAAGCUGUACAUUUCCUCGAAUAAACAUCGCACGACUCACAGGUAUCGCAGCUGUAACUCUUGCCUCCUUCGCAGUGCUCGUACUGCCGAUAAUAUUAGGUACAUUAUAUGAUGCCAGCCGAGGUAUCAAUUCAAGACCCGAUCUCGAUGGACCUCGACCACCACUCCCCAUCUUGACAUUUAUUUCGGCCUACCUAAAUACGGAAGCAGCAUAUUAUCCAGUGGUUGAGCAGGUGGUCCAAAUGGCUCACCGAAUCUUCCCUUUCGCGCGGGGGCUUUUCGAAGAUAAGGUCGCCAACUUCUGGUGUGCAGCUAACGUGGUCAUCAAGCUGCGAAAAUAUCCAACAGAACUUUUACAGAGAGCUUCGCUCUUGGCUACCCUCGCCUCUAUCACUCCACCCUGCGCGGUCGUAUUCUUCAAGCCGCGCAAGGAAUUACUACCAUACGCUUUCAGUGCCACCGCAUGGGGCUUUUUCUUAUUUAGUUAUCAAGUCCACGAGAAGAGUGCUCUUCUUCCUCUUCUCCCUAUGACUCUACUCCUUGCCGGAAAGCAGGGACUAGGAAAGGACAUUAGGGCCUGGGUUGGGUUCGGUAACCUUGUCGGCGUGUGGACAAUGUUCCCACUAUUACAGAGGGUUGACCUACGCGUGCCGUAUGCAGUCCUGACACUGUUGUGGGCAUAUUUGUUAGGCCUACCGCCUGUAUCUAUUAGCGCUUACUUCGAGGAAGAACAGAACAUAUGGGUUCAAUGGUUAACAGCCAUUACUCACGGUUUCUUCUACAUCGCCAUGGGUGCUUGGCAUGUUCUAGAGGCCACUGCCACGCCACCCCCUGACAAACCCGAUCUUUGGGUUGUUGCCAACGUCGGCAUCGGUGCCGCCGGCUUCUCGCUCUGCUACUUGUGGUGCCUGUGGAAGUUGGUCCAGGAGAGCGGACUCAUCUCCCCGGUGUCUAAGGUCAAAACGACAUGAGUCGGCAAGAUGCCCAUAGCCGUGCCACUAAUAUGUACCAUAGAAAACAAUUACAAAUAAAUAACUAUGUUCUCUACAGCUCGCCUUGCGAGUACCCGACGUCGUUUGAGAUGUAGUUUACCUCACAUAGGCAGCAAAGAAAUGCGGCCUCCAACGUGUCUUAGUCCAUAUUGGGGUCACUCUUCCUGGGUGAUAUCGGCAUUGACUAGGUACGUCUAUAGUGAUGAUGUAUGCGCCUAGGGACGCGGCUGGG